CCAACUCGUUUCUGCGCAUCCUUCUCCUCCGCUGCCGUUGGUGUUCGUCCUACGUCGAGAGGAAGCAAAACGAAGGCGCAGCCGCGAGCUGAGGACCGGACCAGAUUGGCAGGAACUAAAAGACAAGGAGAAGUCUGUCAAUGGCGUCGUCAUCGGCCCAGCUGCCGGUCUCAUCGGCCGCGUCUUCCGCUUCGCCUUCAUCCACGAGCUCACCGUGCGCCGCCUGCAAGUUCCUCCGCCGCAAGUGCCAACCCGACUGCGUCUUCGCCCCUUACUUCCCGCCGGACCAGCCGCAGAAGUUCGUGCACGUGCACCGCGUCUUCGGCGCCAGCAACGUCACGAAGCUCCUCAACGAGCUGCACCCCUACCAGCGCGAGGACGCCGUGAACUCCCUCGCCUACGAGGCCGACAUGCGCCUCCGCGACCCCGUCUACGGAUGCGUCGGCGUCAUCUCCAUCCUCCAGCACCAGCUGCGGCAGCUCCAGAUGGACCUUUCCUGCGCCAAGUCCGAGCUCUCCAAGUACCGGUCAGCCGCAGCCGCAGCCGCCGCCACCGCCGCUGCAGGAACUUCCAGCGCCAGUUUUGGCGAGACCAUCCCGGUGACUUCCGCCACCGGCCACGGGUUCAUCAACCUCAACCACACCGGCAUAACCUGCCUCGGGUUCGGACGGGAUCAGUUCUUCCCAUCCUCCGCGAGGGAUCCAAACCACAACCUCCAGAUGAUGCUGAGGAAUCAUGACGCAGAUCUGGCCGCGAGGUUGGGUGCCAACGGUGCUUAUGAUGCAGGCCUGGCGGCGGCUGUGAACGCCACCUCCGCGGCAGCAAUUGGGCUGUUUGGUGGGCAUUUCUCGAAGCCGAGUGCUGCCGGCGGCGACGAGCGGCCGGGCAUUGGGCCUCUCUAGAAAACCUUAGCAGGUUGAACAUUUGGAGCGUGAUUGAUUGCAGGAAAAGAACUGAGAAGUGUGUUCCUGUGACAGUCCUGCCAUUUUACACAGUCAAAACUACAAACAAAGGAAGGAUGUCUUCAUCUUCUACCUCUGGCUUUAUGUUAUCCAAAGUCGGACGAUAUGUGUUUACUUGUUCUUGCUAUGUGGCAAUGCUACUUUCUCUAUCAAGAUCCGAUCCUUGUAGUAGUGACUUAUACUUGCUUUCUUUUCGUGCAUGCAAAUGAUCAUAAAUUACUUUCGUUUUCC
Molecule: messenger RNA, 1193 nt
Organism: Musa acuminata subsp. malaccensis (wild Malaysian banana)
Lineage: Eukaryota; Viridiplantae; Streptophyta; Magnoliopsida; Zingiberales; Musaceae
Product: protein ASYMMETRIC LEAVES 2-like
Source: RefSeq, a predicted model, not a curated record